GGCUCAUUAUGAAUUGGAGGAGUCCUGAAUGAUGCCAGGCUUCCCAGAUGACGGCGUGCUCUGCCGUUGAGCAGCCAAGAAAGAUGUCAGGUGCGUUUUCCCAGGGCGAGUGACAUGUUGUAAGUUGAAUAUACUAUAUUUCGAUCGUUACUUAGUUAAUACAGCAUCGUAUUGCGUCUCAUGCUCGGUAUUUAACGCCCGACAUUAUACAUUCUCUUCCGGAAUGCAACACCGAAGUAUCCACACUUCGGUUUAGAAUCCGACUUGCGGGCCUUAGACAGCAGGUCUCUAGAGCACUUAUAUGUAUGCUCUUUUGAUCAGGUUAUAGCAAUAAUUGUCACAUCAUGACUUCGGAACUGAAAACGAACGAACCCAAUGUGGCUGUUUGGAGAGAGACUGUUACGGAUCUCACCGCGGGAGCGGCUGGUGGUGCCACUCAGGUCUUGAUCGAUCUAGUCAAAGUCCGGCUACAAACCCAGAACGGAGGCGAUGCCUUGUCGACCGCUCGCAACAUCUGGGCCAAAGAAGGACCUUUGGCAUUUUACAAAGGCACGCUUAUGCCGCUGUUGGGCGUUGGAGCUUGCGUCAGUGUUCAAUUCGGUGCUUUUCAUGGGAUCCGACAAGCCAUUGAGUCCUACAAUAAAGAUAAACGCCCAGGACAUGAUUCAACCCUAUCUUUAUCGCAAUUCUACCUCGCCGGUGCAGGAGCCGGAGUAGCCACCAGCAUCAUCUCGGGUCCAGUAGAACAUAUCCGUAUCCGCUUACAAACGCAACCUCACGGCGCAGCGAGAAUAUACAAUGGUCCCUGGGACUGUGCUCUCAAGCUCAUCCGUACCGGCGGCAUCGCCGGUAUCUAUCGCGGACAAGCGGUGACUCUCCUCCGAGAAAUCCACGGCUACGGAGUAUGGUUUGCAGCGUACGAAGGCCUCGUGGGCAUUGCGAUGGACCGUCAACAGAAGGAACGCGAAGAAGUCCCAAACUGGCAGAUCGCACUAUGUGGAGGUCUUGCGGGGGAGGCGCUCUGGCUACUGAGUCACCCGUUGGACGUGAUCAAGAGCAAGAUGCAAAGCGAUGGAUUUGGGGCCGAGAAAAAAUACCGCAACAUGAGAUACGCUUUUCGGCAUACUUGGGUCACAGGUGGCUUGAGAGGACUGUUUUAUGGCCUCGGACCGGCUCUUCUUCGGGCUAUGCCUGUGAGCGCGGGCACGUUCGCUACGGUAGAAAUGGUUCGGAAGUUUCUGGGUUAGGUAGAAAUGAUAGUCUAUGCAUUAAUAUAACCGCUAUAGGAAGUUCACCCAAUUUACUAAAUGCGGUUGACC
Molecule: messenger RNA, 1319 nt
Organism: Aspergillus caelatus
Lineage: Eukaryota; Fungi; Ascomycota; Eurotiomycetes; Eurotiales; Aspergillaceae
Product: mitochondrial carrier protein
Exons: 5
Coding region: 345-1247 (300 amino acids)
Biological process (GO): mitochondrial L-ornithine transmembrane transport
Molecular function (GO): L-ornithine transmembrane transporter activity
Source: RefSeq, a predicted model, not a curated record